This is a messenger RNA of Monoraphidium neglectum, 753 nucleotides long. RefSeq lists its product as hypothetical. NCBI's taxonomy places the organism in Eukaryota, Viridiplantae, Chlorophyta, Chlorophyceae, Sphaeropleales, Selenastraceae. The annotation marks the transcript as partial. The record is from RefSeq and is a predicted model, not a curated record. The transcript has a single exon.
AUGGCCUGGCCCGAUGACGACAGCGACUCCGGGCCGGACGGGUUUGAAUACGGCCGCGACCCCCGCCCAAAGUCGCAGCUCAGCCGCCGCGCCACGCCCCGCGACGGCCCCGCCGACGCCGCGUCUGCGCCGCUGCCGAGCCUGACUCCGGCCGCGAGCCGCCAGGGCUCCGCGCCGCUGCGGCGUGAGGAGGUCGCGCGGGGCUCUGCCGCCAGCGGCGCGUUUGCGAUCGCGGCGCUUCAAGGACACAUGCCCGUCCUCCUUCCGCAGCAGCGCGGCGAUCCGCGCGCGCCCGUCGCCACCGCGGCCGCCGCACCCGCAGCCCUGCAGCCCUCACCCGGGCCGAAGGCGCCGGCGACGCCGCUGCCGCAGCAGCCACGCGCGCACCCCGCGCAGCGCCAGCGGGAGCAGUCGCCGCUGACGCCGCCGCCACCGUCGGCGGCGCAGGCUGUGCCAUCCCCAAAGGGUGCGGCAGAGGAGCCCGAUUAUGGCCCCUACGGCGGCGACUCGGACGAUGACUACGGCGCCCCUAAGAAAGGCAGCAGUGGCAAGAAAGGCAGCGGCGGCGGCGGCAGCGCGGGCGCAGGCGCGGGCGCCGCGGCGGCGCUGAUGGCGCGUCAUGGGUCGCUGCGUAGCCUCGGCAGCAUGGGCAGCCGCGCAGCGGCCGGCGGCCGGCUGGCGUCUCCGUCGCCGUCGCUGUCGCCGUCGCCGUCGCCGAGGGCGGACGGACUGCGGGAGCGGCCCAAGAGCCGG